This is a messenger RNA of Lytechinus variegatus (green sea urchin), 11637 nucleotides long. RefSeq lists its product as uncharacterized. Gene Ontology annotation, molecular function: protein binding. The record is from RefSeq and is a predicted model, not a curated record. NCBI's taxonomy places the organism in Eukaryota, Metazoa, Echinodermata, Echinoidea, Temnopleuroida, Toxopneustidae. Gene Ontology annotation, cellular component: plasma membrane.
UACAGGUUGAUACGGUUGUCUGAGUCAUUCCAUUGCAUUGGCACUGUGGACAGUUGCUGUCGGACCCAGAUCAUAGACCUAUGGACAUACACUGUUGAGGAUUUAGGACUAGAUCUUGGAACUCGGGUCCAUUUUUAAAAUGGAUCAAGACCUGUCGUCUCCGAUGGGCGAGAGCCCUUAUGACAAUGCCGGUGGAGGCAACCUUGGGCGUAACACUGAAGAGCAUGCCUACGACAACGCAACAUUCGAGAAAGACACCGGGGAGCAGACCGCCGUCGACAUGCCACCGCCGUCCGAUGAACCCGUGAAUGACAUCUCUGCCGAGGACGAGAUCGCGGCUAAUAUGGACACUGAGCCUUCAUCCGUGAUCGACGUCAAUGCGGUGGACGGGGACGAGGACGCGGUCGAUGAUGAGAAUGAGAAGGAUGUCGAGAUACCAGAUGAUGAAGAGAUUCCUGUAUAUUCGUAUGUCAACAAAUUAAAGGAGGAAUCCAGAUACGAUAGUAUCAAACUGAAGACAACAGAACUGAGUGACGAGGAGUUACAUCGCAGAAAAGAAAAGUCAAUCAAAAUAUGCCUCGGUCUAUUUGUAUUUGUUCUCAUCGCAGUCAUUGUGGGACUCCUCGGAUUCUAUAUAAAUUAUUCAACGAAAGAAGUUACAACUACAACUCCCAGACCAACCACGAAACAACCCCUUAUCGAGAUAGAUUACAUAGGAGCAGAGCUUACAGUAACUUUCAAUAAUAGGAAUUACUCCGAUGCUUUGAACGACACAACUUCUCCCGAAUAUCAGGCUUUGGUUGAUGAAAUAUCUAUGUUGAUAGAAAGAAUACUGCAGUCUGGAGAGUAUGCUAAUUCGAAUGUGACCAUCUUGGGAUUCAGGCCUGGGAGUAUCGUCGUUAUUAUCGUGGUCUCAACCGACACAGUACCAGAAGAACUCAUUGACGUUCUGGUCGAUGAUGGAAUCGACGUCCUCGCGGAUAUCAUCGGUGAAGAAUUAGUUGCACAACUCACAGAGGGCCUCGUUAAUGAAAGUGCCACUGUUGAAGUUUCUAAUGUUGUCAUACAAGAAGCAACCACCACAGUGGCAACGUCAACAGCGACAACAACAGAACCUACAACAGGCCCAACAGAUGUCCCAACAGAAACCACUCCAGCAAGCACACCAGGAGCACCAGAUACUACACCAGAAACUACACCAGAUACUACACCAGAUACUACACCAGAUACGACACCAGAUACGACACCAGAUACUACACCAGAUACGACACCAGAAAUGACACCAGUGACUACCCCAAUAGUAGAAACUACAACAACACAAGUGUCUUGUCCAGAAGAUCAAUUUGGAUGCCCUUGGCCAGAUUAUAGCUGUAUCGACGAGACACUGGUCUGUGACUUUGUGCCUGAUUGUACAGCGGGAGGAGAUGAAGCUGAGGAAGUGUGUAUGGUCUCUCAAAUAACGGAUGAAAUAAUGGUUCCAUUUGGUGAGUAUGAGAUAUUGAGAGACCCGGAUUCCUAUCCUACAAGGGAUUACGAUACACCUAAUGACUAUCAGCUAUACAAGUUAUCAAGCCCACCAGAUUCACAUCUACUGAUUGAAGUCAUUAGAGUUGUAUUCGAUGGCACUCAAUCUACUGUAUCUAUUGGUAGUGGACUGGAUCCCGUUCAGGCUUUCUACGAUGACAGCAUUCUAUUGACCUACACGAAUGGAUCGGGAUACGUGGGAAAUACUAAGCCAGUGUAUCAAACAUCGCCUGGGAACGAGGCCUACGUCUUGCUGGAGAGGGCACCGGGAGAGGAGAUUGAGAUGUUGGUCCGUGUCAGCGCAUUUAACUGUACAAGUUAUAAUGCAACCCCAUGCUCCAGGUCCAAUCAUUGUUAUCUGGAAGAUGAGAUCUGUGAUGGGAUAGAGCAGUGUGAACGCAGUGGAGAGGAUGAAGAAGAAUGCGAACCAUGCGAUGGGUUUGUAUGCCCAACAAGCGAUCAACUAAACAACUGUAUUCCUGAUAAUUGGGUCUGUGACAAAAUAACUGAUUGCUUGGAUGAUUCUGACGAAUCAAACUGUACUGAACCAUGCGAUGGGUUUGUAUGCCAAACAAUCGAUUCUGGGCUAAACAACUGUAUUCCUUAUAAUUGGGUCUGCGACAACAUUCCUCAUUGCUUCGAUAACUCCGAUGAAUCAAACUGUCCUGGUUGCCCAAGUGGUCUGAACCCGUGCUUCUUUGAUGAGUCUAUUUGUUACAAUGAUACUGCCGAUGUAUGCGAUGGAAGCUACGAUUGCCCAACUGGUAUUGAUGAAUACAACUGCACAGGAUGUUUUGCGUGUCCUGGUUUUUCAUCAUGUUUAUUUGACCUUCAAGUUUGUAACUACUAUAACGAUUGCCCUGAUGGGGAAGAUGAGGCGGAAGAUCUCUGCAAACACUCUGAAUAUAUCAGUAAUGUUGAUAUUCAAGUUGGUGUUUGGACAGAUUUUAGUGAAGGGUUUGUAAGAGAGAGAGCUCUUGAUGAUCGUGAUACUCCAGCAAGCGAAUUCUAUGAUUUCACCCACUAUGUCUUUGAAAGUCCUGAAGGAUCUACCCUGUUUAUGGAGAUACAGAAUUUAACAAUGAACCUGACUGGACCUCUUUUGGGCCUUGUGCGUGUAUCAAUUGGAUCUGGGAGGGACCCAACAGAUCUGUCAUUUCCCUUGGCGUAUGCAGAUGGAUAUGGAUAUAUGGAAAGCUACACCUCUAGCACAAACUUUACCAUGUUUUACAAUACGGGGUAUCUUCUCAUUGCCAUGCCAAAAUCUGUUGCUGGUAUCUUCAAUAUGACUUUCAGGGUCUCGGCUGUUGAAUGUGAGAGUCCUGAAUCCCCCUGUUAUCUCUCUCUGCAUUGUCUGGACAUGGAAAAGGAUUAUUGCGACGGAGAGGUUCAGUGUCUUGAUAGUGGAGAGGAUGAAUACGAGUGUGGAGAUUGCCCAUAUGGCCUGUACCCGUGCUACUUUGACGAGUCCAUUUGUUACAAUUAUACUGCCGUUGGAUGCGAUGGAAACUAUGAUUGUCCAGGAGGUACUGAUGAAUACAACUGUACAGGAUGUUUUGCAUGUCCUGGUUCUUCGGAAUGUUUAGUUGACCUUCAAGUUUGUAACUUCUAUAACGAUUGUCCAUAUGGAGAAGAUGAGACAGAAGAUCUCUGCAAACACUCUGAAUAUGCCAGUAACAAUGACAUCCAAGUUGGUGUUUGGACAAACUUCAGUGAAGGGUUUGUAAGAGAGAGAACUCUUGAUGGUCGUGAUACUCCAGCUAGCGAAUUCUCUGAUUUCACCCACUAUGUCUUUGAAAGUCCUGAAGGAUCUACAUUGUUUCUGGAGAUACAGAAUUUGACAGUGAAUCUGACUGGACCUCUCUUGGAACUUGUGCGUAUUCAGGCUGGAUUUGGGACUGACCCAACAGAUAUUAAUUCUACCCUGGCAUAUGUAGAUGCAUAUGGAAAUUUGGAAAGCUAUAGCGCAAAAUCUACCCUACUGUCCAAUACCGGGUAUCUUCUGAUCGCCAUGCCAAAAUCUGUUGCUGGUACCUUCAAUUUGACUUUCAGUGUCACUGCUAUUGAAUGUGGGAGUCCUGAAUUGCCAUGCCUUGCCUCUCUGCACUGCAUAGAUAUAGAUGACUAUUGUGAUGGGGAGGUUCAAUGUCUUGAUAGUGGAGAGGAUGAAUACGGAUGUGAAGAAUGUUUCAAUGGCGAAUAUUGCUGGUAUGAAUAUGAUAAGUGCAUUCAGCCUCGUGAUAGAUGUAAUGGACUUUAUGACUGCGCAAGUGGAAGUGACGAGACUGAUUGCCCAGGUUGUACCCGUUGUAACGGAACUGCUUGGUGCCCUGCGGAUUUCCAAGUUUGUGACUAUAUAAAGGAUUGCCCAAGUAAUGAUGAUGAGGCAGAAAGUCGCUGUAACCAUACUGCUUUUAUAGAUGAGGUUGAUCUUGCUCCUGGGGAGUCUAUCACCAUAGAGAGAGGUUGGCUGGAUGGCGCUUACGGGGAUCGCGACACACCCGCCAGCAACUUCUACAACUUCACCCACUAUGUCUUCACCUCUCCUCCUGGGACAACACUCUUUGUCGAGGUGCAAAAGAUCACUGUGGUUGGGGAUCCCGGACCCCUGCAAGCUCUAUUCAAAGUUUUAGUCGGGUCUGGAAUCAAUCCUGGCAAGGAUGAGAAUACUUUAGCAUACCUUGGUCUUUAUCACAACAACACAAUAAGUAAUUCAAUUCCUGAUUCUGUGGGCUACGUGCUUAUAGCCAUCCCGAAAGAUGUGAAAGUCAACGUCACGUUCCGAGUUACUGCAGUCGAACCAUGCGAUGGGUUUGUAUGCCCAACAAGCGAUCAACAAAACUGUAUUCCUGAUAGAUGGUUCUGUGACGACAUAUCUGAUUGCUUGGAUGAUUCUGAUGAAUCAAACUGUUCUGUUUGUCCAGAUGGUCUAUCUCCAUGCUUCUUUGAUGAGUCUAUCUGUUACAAUUAUACUGCCGUUGGAUGUGAUGGAAGCUAUGAUUGCCCAGGAGGUACUGAUGAAUACAAUUGUCCAGGAUGUUUUGCAUGUAAUGGUUCAUCGGACUGUUUAGUUGACCUUCAAGUUUGCAACUUCUAUAACGAUUGUCCUUAUGGGGAAGAUGAGGCCAAUAAUCUUUGCAAUCAUACAGAGUUUAAAAGCUUACAUGACAUCCAAGUUGGCGUUUGGACGGACUUCAGUGAAGUAUUAGUAUCCCAAAGAAUUCUUGAUGGUCGUGAUACUCCAGCUAGUCAAUUCUACGAUUUCACCCACUAUGCCUUUGAAAGUCCUGAAGGAUCUACACUGUUUAUGGAGAUACAGAGUUUGACAGUGAACCUGACCGGACCUCUCUUGGAACUUGUUCGUGUCUCGGCCGGCUAUUGGACCGACCCAACAGAUGUCGGGACAGCCCUAGCGUACGCAAAUGGAUAUGGCUAUUUUGAAAGCCAUAGCUACAGCAGGAACUUUUCUCUUGUUGAUAAUAAAGGAUAUCUUCUUUUCGCCAUCCCCAAAUCCGUUGCCGGAACCUUCAAUAUCACUUUCAGAGUCACAGCCAUCGAAUGUGAGUAUCCAGAGGAACUCUGCAAUGGAUCUCUUCACUGCCUGGACAGGAUACAGGAAACAUGUGAUGGUGAAGUUCAGUGCCUUGAUAGUGAAGAGGAUGAAUACGGAUGUGACGCAUGCUUCCAUGGCGAAUAUUGCUGGUAUGAAUAUAAGUGUGUUCAGCCUCGUGAUAGAUGUAAUGGACUUGAUGACUGUGCAAGUGGAAGUGAUGAGCGUGAUUGCCCAGGAUGUACCCCUUGUAACGGAGCCGGUUGGUGCCCUGCUGAUAUCCAAGUUUGUGACUAUAUCAAGGAUUGCCCAAGUGGUGAUGAUGAGGCGGAAAGUCGCUGCAACCAUACUGCGUUUAUCAAUGAGGUCAACCUAGCUCCUGGGGAGUCUAUCACCAUAGAGAGAAGUUGGCUGGAUGGCGCUUACGGGGAUCGCGACACACCCGCCAGCGAUUUCUACAACUUCACCCACUAUGUCUUCAACGCCAAUCCCGGUUCAACGCUCUCCGUCGAGAUGCACAACAUCACAGUGUAUGGUGAUCCCAGCCCCCUAAACGUGAUCUUCAAAGUUUUAGUCGGGACUGGAGUCAAUCCUGGUACUGAUGAGAAUAACGUUGCAUACUUUGGACUUUAUUACAACUACACCGUUAGCAAUUCUCAGAACUUCUCCAUUCCUGAUUCUGUGGGCUACGUGCUUAUAGCCAUCCCGAAAGAUGUUCAAGCCAACGUAACGUUCCGAGUUACUGCAGUCGAAUGUUUUGAGUUUUCAUGCCCAACAAUUUAUCCCAUCCAUGGUAAUUGCAUCUCUGAAGACUGGGUCUGUGACAACAUAACUGAUUGCUUGGAUGGUAGCGAUGAAGCCGAUUGUGAUGUUUGCCCAGAAGGUCUGUACCCAUGCUACUUUGAUGAUUCAAUCUGUCUUAAUUAUACUGCUGUUGGAUGUGAUGGAAACUACGAUUGCCCAGGUGGUACGGACGAAUACAACUGUACAGGAUGUUUUGCCUGUGAGGGAAGCACCUCUUGUCAGUACGAUAAUACGGUCUGUGACUUCUUUGGCCAUUGCACGGGAGGGGAAGAUGAAUCAGAGGAUCUGUGCAGACAUUCUGAAUUCAUCCAGAAUGUGCUGGUGUCAACCGGGCAAUGGGUUGACAUUACCGUAACGUCUGGAAACGUGGAGAAUCGCAACACCCCGGCAAGCGACUUCAUUGAUUUCACGCACUACGUGUUCCGUGGAGAUCCAGGCACGACCCUUUUCAUGGAGAUUCAGAACUAUACUUGGUCCGAUGGCCCACUCGCCUCCCUCCUCCGCCUCUAUGCUGGCUCCGGAGAGGACCCCACUGAUGCAUCGGCUAACGUAGCAUUCCUAUAUGGUGAUGGUUAUAGUCUGUCCCUAAGCGACUCCUAUAACUUUUCGCUUCGGAGUAACACUGGUUAUGGACUCGUUGGUAUUCCAAAAGAUGUGAAUGCUUCUAUUCAGCUUCGGGUUACAGCAAUUGCCUGUGACGAGACUGAGAGUCUAUGUAUUGGAUCACCACACUGUGUUAACCUGGAAACUGACCUAUGUAAUGGAGAAUAUGAGUGCAUCUACAGUCAGGAGGACGAACUGAAUUGUGACGAGGGAGUGUGUGAUGUUUCCUGCACUUUGAAUGGAUCGUCUUGUCUAUAUCCUCAUGAUUACUGUGAUGACGAGAUUGACUGUGCUGGCGGAGAGGAUGAAUAUGCUUGUGAUUCAGAUUGUUUCAAGUGCCCAGGAUAUUAUACUUGCAUUUAUGACUCUGUGGUUUGUGAUUUCUAUGAUAAUUGCUAUGGUGGAGCAGACGAAGCAGAAAGUCUCUGCAGAGAUUCACAAUUUAUCUUACCGGUGGAUGUGACAACUGAGGAGUGGAUCACCAUUGAACAACGUUCAGGAGAUGCUGUGGAAGAUCGCGGCACGAGGGCCAGCGAGUUCUACGACUUCUACCAUUACGUCUUCUAUGCCGAUCCUGGUGCGACGCUCUUUGUGGAGCUGCUGAACUACACAUGGUCCGAGAACGCACCUCAGGUUAUCCCUCUUCUGCGUAUCAUUGCUGGAGCUGGUGAAGAUCCGGCAUCUGGUCCAAAUAACAGAGCAUACUAUGAUGCAACAGGGUACGAGUACAGUAUCAGCUCGUCAGACGCUUUCUCCUUGACCAACAGCACAGGCUUUGUUCUCCUUGCUUUCCCCAAGAAUGUGGAAGCGUAUGUAGAGUUCAGAGUCACAGCAAUCGAAUGUGUGGAUAAUUCUACCCCAUGUAAUGGAUCACUUCAUUGUUACGAUCCAGACACUGAAGAAUGCGAUGGAACAGUGCAAUGCAUAGAUAGUGGAGAGGAUGAAGAUGAAGAGUUAUGUACGAAAGAAUGUGAUUUUGAGUGUAACUAUGGCGACGCCUGUGUUGAGUACGAUAAGCUAUGUGACGGUAAAUACGAUUGUCCUGGAGGAUCAGAUGAAUUGUACUGUCCAGAUUGUUUCGACUGUAACGGAACGUACUAUUGCCUAUAUGAACAUAUGAUCUGUGACUACUAUGCUCAAUGCCCGGGUGAUCAGGACGAAGCUGACUGUGGGUACUCUCAAUCCAUUAAUAAUUACACGUACGUUCCAACCGGAGAAUGGGUAGAUAUCAACAUAACACCGGGAAGCCCUCAGCAUCGCCAGAACUUCUCCAACGACUUCUUGGACUUCACGCACUAUGUAUUCCGUGGAGAUCCAGGCACCACUCUCUUCAUGGAGCUUAGGAAUUACUCUUGGAGCGACGGACCUCUCGCCUCCCUCCUCCGCAUCUACGCUGGGUUUGGAGAGUAUUCCACCGAUUCGACCACCAUCACGGCUUACCUGAUGGAACAAGGGUACAGCUCCUCCAUCAGUGACUCCUUUAACUUCUCUCUGCGGAGUGACAUCGGUUAUGGUCUGAUUGUUAUUCCUAAGGGCAUGAAUGCCUCCGUUCAGCUGCGGGUCACAGCUAUUGCAUGUGACAGCACUGAGAGUCUAUGUAUUGGAUCGCCUCACUGUGUUAACCUGGAAACUGACCUAUGUAAUGGAGAAUAUGAGUGCGUCUACAGUCAGGAAGACGAAUUCAAUUGUGAUGACGAAUGUGAUUUAUCCUGUCCCUACACAUAUGAAAGCCCGAUCUGUCUUUAUUACCAUGACGACUGUGAUGGUCAAUAUGACUGCCCUGCUGGAGAGGAUGAGUAUGGCUGUCCAGGCUGUUUCGAAUGCCCAGAGUUUAAUGCCUGCAUACUAGAUCAGUUCGUGUGUGAUUACUCCAACGAUUGCUACGGGGCCGCAGAUGAAGCAGAAAGUCUUUGCAAGCACUCGGAUUAUAUUAUGCGGGUGAAUGUCGCAACUGACGAUUGGGUCACAAUCGUUCAGGAGAGGCGUUCCGAAGACCCUUUGGAAGAUCGUGGCACACGAGCCAGCAAGUUCUACGACUUCUACCAUUACGUCUUUGAGGCAGAUCCUGGUACAAUCCUCUAUGUAGAACUGGAAAACAUCACAUGGUCUGAAAGUGAAGGUGGACUGACGCCAUACUCGCGCUUCAUCGCUGGAAGUGGUGAUAACCCAGCAGACAGCCUGUCGAAUAGAGCAUACUUUUAUUCCACUGGAUAUAAUCACACUAGCACCUCAUCCAACGUUUUCUCCCUAACCAACAGCACAGGCUUCGUUCUUCUUGCUUUUCCUAAGGAUGCGGACGCUUAUGUGGAGUUCAGAGUCACGGCUAUCGAAUGUGAAAUCUUUACUUUGCCUUGUUCUGGAUCCCCUCAUUGCUUUUAUCUUGAGGAAUGGUGUGAUGGGACAGUACAAUGUCUCGACAGUGGAGAGGAUGAAUAUUGCACAACAACCACUCCUGCCACCAGUUCUACAAUAAGUCAUAAUACAAGUUCUCCAACCAGUCCUACAACUACCCCUACUACUACAUCCAUUUCUCCAAGUCCUACGGACACAUAUGUGAAUGUACCAGUUGGUAGUGAGUGGCAUGAAGUCAACAAUGUCAUUGGUGUUCUUCAGGAGAAUGGUGAUUACCUGGAAGCCAUAUGGCGAUUCCACGCUCCCAGCGACUCCUACGUCCUCCUGUUUGAAGUGACUCCAGCCUAUGUCCUUAGUCCUGGCUCUGAAGUCCUUUUUGGCACAGAUCCAUUCUUUGAUCCUCAUGUUGCUCAAAUUAUACAUUUUGGGACUGAUAUUCCAUUUGGAAUAUAUGACUUCUAUGUGCUAAAUGAUGAGGCUUUUGUGUCGAUCAUGGUACCAGUGGAUUCAUCAACGGACGAGACCAGUUUGCAGUUCCGCGUCAGAGCUGAACUACAUGAUUGUGCAGGAGAUCAAACCCCAUGUGUUGAGUGCAGUGGUGAAAUAUGUUCUCCUGUAUUGGAUUGUUCUGUAUCAGAUGAUUAUCGGUGUCCAGAUGUUUGACAACCUUCUCCGUGACUUUCACCAUUCAUGACAAGGAUUUUUUUUUUCAAGGAUCGUUUGAUAGCCUUUUCUUCCUCAAAUUGGCAACUCCAUGCAGUGGUCAAAGAGUCAAAACUUCAUUUUUUCCACGAUGAACACACAAGCAGCUUUUCAAGUGAGCUAUCCUCACAUUACAACAAAGACAAAGCAGUGCAGGAAAGCUGCUUCAAAUGAAAAGACGCAAAGCACCUUUAUUGCCGGAGGCUUGCUGAAAGACGCAGCAUGCACUUUUGACAAGGUGCCUAACACCCUUGCGUAUUAUCCAGUGUAUAUUUCACAACUGCUUUGUUUAACUUAAGUACCAGGGUUUAACACUGAUGGUCAUUAUCACCUUUUCAAUCACUGUUCUUGUAAUAACCAAGUCUUAAUCCUUUAGCACCCUUACUUAUUGUCCAGUGUAUAUUUCACAACUGCUUUGUUUAACACAAGCACCAGGGUUUAACACUGAUGGUCAUUAUCACCUUUUCAAUCACUUUUCUUAGAAUAACCCUGUCUUAAUCCUUUGUCAUGAAUAAGGUAACUAAUACUACACUACAUUUAUAAGUAUGAAUCAAUAUAUUAACAAUUCUUUCAGCUAAUCCUGGAGAUUUACUUUUGUUAUUGGGCUUUGGGGAUAAAAGUAGAUAGUAGUUUAGAUUAUGUAUGGCGAACUGAAAUGUGUUUCAUGUAUUAAUUUUGUUAAUUGAAAUAAUUUUGUUAAUGGGUGCUUUUUUCACAAGUAGUUGUUGAAUUACAUUAUAGAAACUAACAUUUGUCAUUUAGAGUAUGAGUUUUGUAUUCAAAAUGUAAUUUAAGACAUAAUGGAAAGCUUAUCGCACAUUUUACCUGUAUACAAAAAUUUAAAAGAAAACAAAAUGCUAUUUACACUUGAGAUUUUACAUAGUUCUAAGAACUUUGGUUCUUUUUUUCUUCUGCUUUUUUCAAUAUAACAUUUAAUGCUUCUUAAAAAGAUUGAUAAUAAUUAUACCUGUUAUAUAGUGUUUAACAUUUACUUGAUCAGAAGUCUCUAAGCACGUACUGUGUUUCAAGGAAUACAUUCUUACCAGGUACCCAUUCACCUCACCAGGGUUGAGUGCAACACAAUUCAAUUUUACCAUUCAAAGAAUGAAAACAAUAAUAAAAAAAAUGAUUUUCUGAAUUUUAGUUACAUGGUGCUUGUAAACUAUACCCGUAUUUUAUCAUUUGAUUUAGAUUUUCUUCAUUUUUAUUUGUGAAAUUCAUGUGUGUUUGUAAACAUUAACCCCGGUCUUUCAAUAUGUGUAUGAAUUGUGUUUGUAUGAGAGUACUAUUUAACGUUAAUCAGUAAGAAAAUAUUCUUUUGAGAUUUAUUUUAAACUGAAAUGUCUAGCUAAGGAUUGUAAAAAUUAUGAAUGUUUCUUGGUAGUAUAAGAUUGAUAUUUGGAACAUCCUUAAAAGAAAAAAAAUAAUAGGAAAUGCAUACGUCAGAGGAAAAAGUCUUAUUUUAAAUUGGAAAAGUUUGGAAAACAUGUGCAGUGCAUAUUGUUCCUGAGGUGCGUUUCAUGUAAGGUCUUGUAGGACGUUUUAUCCGACAGUUGCCAUAGGAAUUGUGCUUCUGAGCCAAUCAACAUCAAGGGAAGUUUUCAGAUCUGACUUGUCAGACUAAAUUUUGGAUGAAAUGCUCCCUUGUUCUUUGUAGGAAUUCUGACAUUUUGCACUUGCAGCUAUUAUCACCCAUGUUCCUUUCUUAAUCUGUUACCUACUUUAACCAAUGUGGUGUCUUUUGCAAGGCAUUUGGAAAUUUGAGGAAUCAGUAGUCACUGGGUUAAAAUACUUUCUGGGGCCCAUUUCAUAAAGCUUCACAGCCAUUGUAAGCUGGACUGUGAUUGGCUGAUGAGUCAUGUUACCAUGGAAUUUGCCAUGGUUGUAGCUCUUUAUGAAACAGAACCCUUUUCUGACCAAGCCUGCCACUCUGUGAUCAUCAGAACAGUCUAAUGUCUUGCCCAACAGGUUCACUAGUACUACAUGGGUCAAGAGCCAUCUAUAUUUCAGUGUAUGCCAUUGUCAGUUGGGUAAUCUGUUUACGUCACCCCAACAUCUUACAUUUUUCAUGUAUCUGAAAUUAAAAGAUUUUUUUCAUUUUA